Messenger RNA from Triticum aestivum (bread wheat), 714 nucleotides. RefSeq lists its product as uncharacterized. NCBI's taxonomy places the organism in Eukaryota, Viridiplantae, Streptophyta, Magnoliopsida, Poales, Poaceae. The transcript is spliced from 2 exons. Bases 1 to 714 code for a protein of 237 amino acids. The record is from RefSeq and is a predicted model, not a curated record.
AUGGAGGAGGUCAACAAGGCUCUGGCUGACCUGACAGCGGCAAUCAGCGCCAUGUCCGCCCAGAUUAGCAAGAUCUACCCCGCACCGCGCCCAGUGUCCGAUCAGACGCCUGAUCCGGUGCUGCCGAAGGAGACGGCACCCUUGAUCUGCCUCUCCGACCUGCCGCCUCUGCUUCCGGCCAUGGCCAGCUCGCCCCUCCCUCGACCAGGCGAGCAGCCACACGCUCGCGGUGACGGCAGUCACGGGCCCGGUGGCCACGGUGCUGCACAUGAAAUUUGGGGGAAAUCGGUGGGUGAAAUUCACACCCCACGAUUGCCUCCGGCCACUGGUACGUCCAAUUUCCUUCCGUACGGUGAGCAAUCGUUCUCUAGGGACCGGGGGUAUCACUGUUUUCCACCACCGCCGCGGUUCGAUUUCCCUAUUUUCGACGGGACGAACCCGAAGGCUUGGCGUCUUAAAUGUGAAGCUUACUUCCGCGUCUGCACUAUUAGCCCUGACACUUGGGUUAGCUUCGCUGCCAUAUAUUUCACAGAUGGAGCACUCACCUGGCUCCAAUCCUCCCAAGCUCACUUGCAUUAUCAGGAUUGGGGGUUUUUUGCUACUGCAAUCUGCGCCCAAUUUGGGCGUGAGGAGUUCCAGAACCUGUUAAGGCAGUUUAAUAGGUUGAGACAAACGGGCACAGUGGCAGAAUAUGCAGCGUGCAUCAUCUCUUAG